This is a messenger RNA of Maniola jurtina (meadow brown), 2178 nucleotides long. RefSeq lists its product as uncharacterized. The record is from RefSeq and is a predicted model, not a curated record. NCBI's taxonomy places the organism in Eukaryota, Metazoa, Arthropoda, Insecta, Lepidoptera, Nymphalidae. The transcript has 3 exons. Gene Ontology annotation, molecular function: protein dimerization activity. The coding region runs from base 1 to 2178 and encodes 725 amino acids.
AUGCGGAGUCUCAAAAGAAGCUCCAGGCGGUCGCCGGUGUUCCACUGCUUACGAGUGAAUGCAUCUCUGUAUCAGCAUUCAAACCCGAGUUCUCUUAAAGAUUUAUUAGGAAAGUGUGAUUCGGCUUUCGGCACUGUAACACAUGGCCUAUUAACACAGCGCCUAAGGCUCCAAAAAUGUCUGAAAAAAGUAGCAGAGCAGCAUCCAGAGGCAACGGGGAGCCUGAUGAAGAUAUUGGCGGCAGAUACUGAACUUCGUACUAUAUCCGAUGAUUUACUCCAGUAUACUUGCGGCAAACGGGCGGAAAUCAUUGAAUCUCGACGAAAAUUAUAUGAACCAAAAAGCAGCUAUUACCGAUCAGUCCUUAGCGAAAUCCCACCAUCGGAGACUCAUCUGUGGGAUGAAGAAAAACUCCAACAGGCAUUUAAAACGCAUGUCAAUAAUAUUAAAGACUUGACACUACCGGGAGAUUGUAAACUAAUAUCCCUAGAUGUGGACAGCCUAUUUACCAAUGUCCCAGUUAACGAAACCCUAAACAUCCUAACCAAAUUAUUAGAAAAUAAUCAUAUAAAUGCCAACGAAAUAACAGAGUUAAUAGAGUUAACCAAAAUAUGCAUGAAACAAAAUUACUUUAAAUUCAAUGACCAAUUCUAUCAACAAAAAGAGGGAUUAGCUAUGGGCUCACCACUAAGUCCUCUAAUGGCUGAUAUCUUCAUGGAUGAUUUUGAAAAUAAACAUAUUGUCAAAAAUAAUAAUAUUCUAUAUUACUACAGAUAUGUAGAUGAUAUAAUUAUAUGUUGGACGGGGACAGACGAACAAUUGGACACAUUUGUCAAAAACCUAAACAAAAUACACCCGAAAAUUAAAUUCAAAUCAGAAUUAGAACUAGAUAACUCUAUAAGUUUCCUUGAUCUAACUAUAACUCGUGCUAACAAUAAACACCAAUUUGGAAUUUUCCGGAAACCCACAUACACUGACACAACCAUACCCGCUUCAUCCUGUCACCCUUGGCAACAUAAACUCGCAGCAUUCCAUAGUUAUGUUCAUAGGUUGCUGUCUAUUCCACUUGAGAAAGAAAACUAUUUAAAAGAAUUAAAAAUUAUUUACCACAUGGCUCAGGCAAAUGGGUACAACAUUAAUAUUGUUAAUAAUAUAAUAAAAAAACAACAACUACGACGGAUCAAAAAGGAUUUAUAUUCAUCGCCAUCAGAUAAAAUAAACAAAUACAAAUCCAGUCUAACCUAUUUUGGAACAGUGUCCGAGCGUAUAGCUAAGACACUUAAAGCACAUGAUAUACAUGUUGCAUUUAGGACUAAUAAUACACUUAAAAAUAUUUGCAACGGUAAAGAUAAAUUAAACAACAAACAAAAAUCCGGCAUUUAUAAACUCGAAUGCUCAGACUGCAAAGCCACAUAUGUCGGUCAAACGGGUCGUAAAUUUGAAACACGUUACAAAGAACAUUUAGCCGCGGUUAGGAACAACCAACCCCAAAAAUCACAUUUUGCUAAACAUCUCCUAGAUAGUGGACACAAAUUAUCAUCCGACCAUUCAUAUAAAAUCCUACACACUUGCGAUAAAGGUCUUCGAUUGAGCAUGUUCGAACAAUUAGAAAUAAUAAAACAUAAUAAUAAUAAUCAAUUUAAAUUACUCAAUGAACAAGUUAAUGUUUCAAAUUCACCGUUGCUUCGUUUCUUUGGAAGGGGUAGACUGGAGGGGGGCGGGGGUAGUACAGGGGAUGUAACGACCUUUCAUACACUGAACUUCUCCCAGUUCGAUUGGUUGGAAAUUGAAGAUUUUGAAAUGCAGCUGAUUGAUUUCCAAUCUAGUUUAAUUUGGAUACAAAAAUUCAUAGACAUGAGAAAAGAAUUAGAGUUAAUUGAAACAGAAAGAUUGACCAGUAAUAUAAGUAAAGAUGCCAAUAAUAAUAUUUUAGAAACCUGGAAUGCGUUGCCAGAAACAUUUAAUUGUUCAAAGAAGCUGGCUCACGCUAUUCUAACUGUAUUUUCAUCAACAUAUGCCUGCGAGUCAUUGUUUUCAGAGAUGAAUAACAUCAAAGACUCUGUUAGAAAUAGACUGACUGAUGAAUCAAGUUCAGCAUGCAUUCUGCUAAAAGUAACAUCGUACAACCCCAAUAUAAGUCAAUUAUCGUCCAAUCUGCAACAACAGAAGUCGCACUAA